Apis laboriosa (Himalayan honeybee) is the source of this 1878-nucleotide messenger RNA. Its product is annotated as corepressor interacting with RBPJ 1. The coding region runs from base 146 to 1426 and encodes 426 amino acids. The record is from RefSeq and is a predicted model, not a curated record. Gene Ontology annotation, biological process: negative regulation of DNA-templated transcription. Gene Ontology annotation, cellular component: nucleus. Gene Ontology annotation, molecular function: transcription corepressor activity. The transcript has 6 exons. NCBI's taxonomy places the organism in Eukaryota, Metazoa, Arthropoda, Insecta, Hymenoptera, Apidae.
AACAUACCGUGUUCAUCCGACAACACUGUUUGGUCUUAGUGAAAAUUACAUGAUCGAAUUGUAUACGUUUAUUUCAUUAUUGAUUUAUUACAAACAUUAAUGUUAAUUAAUUAAAUAUUAAAACGUAUUUAUUUAAUUAUAUAAAAUGGGAAAGGGAUUUAAUAAUUACAUGUGCAAAAAAUUUUUUCAUCCAGCAUCUCGAGACAAUUUAAAACGAGUAUGGAUGGCUGAACAACAAGCAGAGGCUUAUAAGAAAAAACAAGAGGAAUUACGUGUUCAAUAUGAAAAAGAACAAGAUCUUCAUAAUAAUAAAGCUUUAUUGAGUAAAGAAAGCAAGGAUAAACUUAGUGUAAAUUUUAUGUAUGAACCACCACCUGGAGCAAAAAAAGAAAGAGAAAAAGAAGACAAUGAACCAGAAUAUAAAUUUGAAUGGCAACGCAAAUAUAAUGCACCAAGAGAAAGUUAUUGUAAAGGAGACAGUGAAAUAAGAGAUCAACCAUUUGGUAUUCAAGUACGUAAUGUCCGUUGUAUCAAGUGUCAUAAAUGGGGACAUAUAAAUACAGAUAAAGAAUGUCCUCUAUAUAGUCAGGCAAUGAGUGUAGUAAUGGCAAAUAAUUCACCAGCUACAUCUACUCCAGAUGCUUUAACGCUAGUUCAACAAAUGAGAGAAGAUGGAUUAGCACUUAAAAAAUCAGCUCUUAGUGCUCAACAACAUCUAAGAGUUCCUGAACAUGAACAUCUUAUGGUUUCAGAUGAUGAAGAACAAUCUGAAAUUACAUUCCUAAAAACACUUUCUAAAAAGCAAAAAAAGAAAUUAUUAAUGAAAUUACAACAACUUGAAAAGAGGACUAAAAAAGCAGAAAAAAGAAAAUUAAAAGAGAAACGAUAUAAACAUAAAAAAAAUAAAAGUGAUAUCGACAGUGAUAGUAAUGAUAGUUCCAUCAGCAGCGAUGCUAGUAGUAGUAGUAGUAGUAGUAAUAGUAGUAGUAGUAGUAAUAGUAGUAGUAGUAGUAGUAGUAGUAGUAGUAGUAAUAGUAGUAGUAGUAGUAGUAGUAGUAGUACUAGUAGUAGUAGUAAUAGUAGUAAUAGUAGUAGUACUCAAAGUACUAAUACUAGUAGUAGCAUCAUAAAUAGCUGUGGUACAAAAAGAUUUAGAAAGGAACAAAAAAAAGAAAAAAAAAAUUCUAUUUCAAAUGGAGAUUCUAUGAAUUAUCAAGAAAAGAAGGAAAAAAAUAAAACAGAUAGUAGAAAGAAAAGAAAUAGAUUUAAACAUGAAAAGAAAUCCAAACAUAAAAAAUCUUAUGAGAAUGAUAUGAAAGAAAGUAAACAUAAAGAGUUUAAUAAUCAUAGAAAAAGAGAGCUUGUAAAAUUUACUGGAAAAGAAACUAAUGAAAAUCAAAAUAGAAAGAAAAUAAAACGAUAUUAAAAUAUCUUUUCAUAUUAAAAAUAUAUACUAAUAUAAACUCUGAAUUGAAUAUAAUUAAUAAACAUAUAUGAAUUAUUAAAUAUAAUAAAUGAUAUAAAUCAUAAAGAACAAAACGGGUAAAAUAUAAUGUAUAUAUACAUAAAAAAAUCAUGUAAACAAUGAUAAUUUUCACAUGAUUUUCAAGCAGAUGUCCAAAAAAAUAUAUAAAAUUACAUGUAAUAAUAUCUUAUAUUCAUUUUUAUGUUUUAUAUCGAGGAUAACGAAUUUCUCAGAUUAUAAUAACUGUUUUCUUAGUAAUUUACUCCAUCAACACAACAAUUAAAAAAUAGAAUUUUAAUGAUUUGAUAUUUGAUAUUUGAAAUCAUAAAAAUCUAGAAAAAAACAAUAUUAUGAUAAAAUUUCAGUAGUUUUUAGUAUAAAAAUUAAAUCAGUUACAUCAAAAAUUAAAAGGG